AUGACACCAGCAGGAUUUCUCUCAUUCGCCCGUGUUGAGGUCGUCGUAAGCAUAAAAGGUGCCACCUGCCUGACCAAAAUUGUCGCUUCAAAAAAAAAUAUCAGAGCACUACGAGCACAGCAAGCGCACCUCAGAUCCCAUCAUUGCAAGCAGCAAUUCCAACUCUCCAUUGACAAUGACACCCUCUCUGCCGGAACAUGCUGCGGCACGCGAGAUUCCAGAGGUCGCCUAGAUCAAGUCCCCCGACUGUUGACCAACUUCUGUCACGAUUUGUCCGCCCGUGCCUUCCUCGCUCGGCUGACGGUGAACCUGGAUCGUCACCGGACAACCCGAUUGAUCUGGAUGAUAGAACGGAUGAAAAACACGACACGGAACCUCUCAGUGAAGAUUGAGAAACAUCACCCCUUGGAGGCGACACCGAGCGUGAAAGGGGAGUCGCAGAUGCAGCCACAGCCGGGGUCAUGCCCAACAGCACCCGCGCAGCCAGUACCAGAGCCAGAGCCAGAGCCAAAGGCGGUCAAUGCAAGCGAACCCGCCCAGCCAGAACCAGAGCCAAAGGCGGUCACUGCAAGCGAACGAGGUCUUGACUGCGCUGGCAGUGACAAGGAGAAUGUUGAACCAUCUAGACCGCGACGGUCCAUCUCCGCCGCACUGCCGGAUAACAUCUCCGAGGACGGACCCUCGAAGGAAACCCAUGCCACAGUCGGCGACUCUUUCACACACCACCUUGAGCCAGACACAAGCUCACCCCAUAUCCUGCUACAUCGUGAGGCCAGGGAAGGACAUCUUGAAUUUCUCCUGUGGGCGCCCAUAUGGCGGUCGGAGGAUGACAUUGCGAAGGUACAUCCAGAUCAGCUCAAGCGAUACAAGGAGAGGUUGGACGUCGGGCCCGCAAGAAGGGCGUCUCAGGCAAGAAAGCGAGCACGGUCCCCUUUUCCAGAGCCUAGGAGAUCAUCACGUCAGAAAAAGUCGCGGCAGUGCUAA
Messenger RNA from Paracoccidioides lutzii Pb01, 984 nucleotides. RefSeq lists its product as hypothetical. The transcript has 4 exons. The record is from RefSeq and is a predicted model, not a curated record. Bases 1 to 984 code for a protein of 327 amino acids.